UGUUUUACUUUUGUUGUUGUUAGAGUAGACAUUUCGCUAGGUUACAUUUUCUAGUGCUUCCCAUCGACGGGUUAAUUUAUAGCCAAAAAACAAGUGCUAGCUUUCAGCCGACAGUUCAACAUGAUAAGCUUUCUGUUCAUUGCCAAUCGCGCACUCAGCGCAACCAGUUCAGCGAUGUCGCAAGCUAUCAUCAGCAACGGUCCACGCCCCCUCGUGCUCUGCGGCCCCUCGGGCUCCGGCAAAAGCACGCUGCUGAAGCGUUUAUUCGCCGAAUUUCCGGAUAAAUUUGGAUUUAGCGUGUCGCACACAACACGGCGACCACGCGAAGGCGAACAAGAUGCGGUGCACUAUUAUUUCGUGAGUCGCUCCGAUAUGGAGAAGGCGAUAGCCAACGAUGAGUUCAUCGAGACGGCCGAGUUUACGGGUAACAUGUACGGCACCAGCAAGAUGGCCGUGCGCGAUAUACAGAAGCAGGGACGCGUCUGUAUACUGGACAUUGAGCAGAAGGGCGUGGAGCAGAUCAAGCGCACCGAUCUCAAUCCCAUACUCAUCUUUAACAAUCCCCCAAGCAUCGAUGAGCUGGAGCGUCGUCUGCGUCAGCGUGGUUCCGAAACGGAGGAGACGCUGCGCAAUCGUCUCAAUGCCGCCGAAGUGGAGAUUGCCUACGGACUGGAGCCGGGCAAUUUCCAUAAGAUCAUCAAUAAUGUGGACAUCGAUGUGGCCUACGAGGAGUUCCGUGACUUUGUUGUCGCCGAGCUGAAGGAGCAGGAGGCGCAGGGAGUGCACUUUAAUUGAAAGUGUCGCAGAGUGAGGAGAAUAAUGUAAUGAUAUUAUUUAUGUACAUUUUGCCGAAUGUACUUAGAGAAGAACGGAAACCUCUUAAACUAAUGAAUGAAUGGCAUUUAUACUUAUUGAACAAUAUUUAUUGUAAUUUGUCUCGCGUUGUUUGUUGUUUGUUUUAGUGCGGUAAUUUUAAGCCUAAAGUUUGUUGUAAACAUUAAAAGCAAACAAAUGAACUAACGGAAAUUUCAUAUUUACGUGUCCCCGAUUCAAUUGAUUCAAAUGAAGACAG
Messenger RNA from Drosophila sulfurigaster albostrigata, 1072 nucleotides. RefSeq names its product guanylate kinase. The transcript has a single exon. Bases 121 to 795 code for a protein of 224 amino acids. Gene Ontology annotation, cellular component: cytosol. Lineage: Eukaryota; Metazoa; Arthropoda; Insecta; Diptera; Drosophilidae. Gene Ontology annotation, biological process: purine nucleotide metabolic process. Gene Ontology annotation, molecular function: GMP kinase activity. The record is from RefSeq and is a predicted model, not a curated record.